UGCUUAGGGGCAAGUAGCCUAUGCCAAUAGGCAGGAUAAAAACACAGGCAAAAUCUUCUAAGUGUACAACUUACAAGUUACACUACCAUUUCUACAAGAAAAAAGCAAAAUGGUGUCGUACGUCUCUGCGUUACUCUAUGGAGUUGGAGGAAUUGUAGUAGCAGGAAUGGGACUAUUGGUUGCUUUUCAAGAGCGUCUCGUCUAUGUACCAGUAUUGCCUGGUCUUACAAAGUCGUACCCAAUCACUCCUGCUCGUUUGCGCUUGAAUUAUGAAGAUGUUUGGCUCAAAUCUUCUGAUGGUGUUAAACUUCAUGCUUGGUUCAUUAAGCUUUUCCCUGAUUGCCCAGGUCCAACUAUUCUGUUUUUUCAAGAAAAUGCCGGAAAUAUUGCUCAUCGACUUGAUAUGGUUCGGAUUAUGUUACAAAAUUUGCAUUGUAAUGUUUUCAUGCUUUCUUAUAGAGGUUAUGGUGCAAGUGAUGGCUAUCCUUCUCAACAUGGAAUCACCAUGGAUGCCCAGGCAGCAUUGGAUCAUUUAAUACAGAGGACUGAUAUAGACACAUCCCAGAUAACUGUUUUUGGAAGAUCCUUGGGUGGUGCAGUUGGAGCUGCUCUCACGAAGAACAAUCCAGACAAGGUUGCAGCCUUGAUUCUGGAAAAUACAUUCACGUCAAUUUUAGAUAUGGCUGGAGUUUUACUUCCAUUCUUGAAGUGGGCUAUUGGUCGAAGCACUGGGAAAGGUCCUAAAGUCAUGAACUUUCUAGUUCGAUCCCCAUGGAGUACCAUUGAUGUUAUUGGGCAGAUUAAACAACCCAUCCUUCUUAUCUCUGGAUUGAAAGACGAGAUCGUUCCUCCAAGUCAGAUGAAAAUGCUCUAUGCCAAGGCAGCUGCACACAACAAACACUGCUCUUUUGUAGAAUUCCCCGUUGGCAUGCAUAUGGAUACAUGGCUUACUGGUGGAGAGCAUUAUUGGAGAACAAUUCAACACUUUAUUGAACAGCAUGUAUCUGGAAAACUACAUGAUAAGUCUAACUCCAGAAAAAACUGAUUCUCAAUCCAGCUAAGCAUUUCCUGCUGUGAAUCUGUCGAGUACACGGCUGAUUCUUUUUGUAGCCAUUGUUGAAUCGUCUUAAAGCUUUCCGCAAUGGUUUGCUUCUAGUCGAGAAUUCUACACUUGGCUAUACAUUCGUGUUGUCGAUAUUUAAACUGUUUAUGGUAAGAAAACAGUUAGUGUACAUAUGGAAAGCAGUUAUCAGCCUGUGUUAUACAUGCAGUAGAGGCAAAAUAUACAGUGUAUAGAUUCAAUCCCUCUAGAAUAGAUAUUAUUUCAGAGGGGCUGAGGCCUGAGAGUAGCAUGUUUUUUUGUCGGUAUUGAUAGUUCGACUUUUAAGUAUAAACAAAUACUAUUGAUAUUGUUAGAGGUUUCAUUUGCUUUGUUUCUCUACUAAAUCUCGAUCCUAAAAUGACUAAGAGUUGAGAAGUUAAUUUAUUUAAAGAUUACAUCCAACAGGGUUAUGGAGGAAUAUGAUGUUAAAAAUCUAAUAUGAAAAUUGUCUUGUUUUAGUGGCGAUAAGUACCAGUUUUUUCAUAUAAGUUUCGAGUUUGAUUCUCAAUGACCACAACCUAACUUGUUACCGAUAAAAAUAAAACUUAUACAAGUUUGAUUUUAUGUUAAUUGUUUUUUCAAAACACAAAUUCAUAAAUGAGACGGUUUCAUAGUGAGA
Molecule: messenger RNA, 1721 nt
Organism: Amaranthus tricolor (Joseph's coat)
Lineage: Eukaryota; Viridiplantae; Streptophyta; Magnoliopsida; Caryophyllales; Amaranthaceae
Product: alpha/beta hydrolase domain-containing protein WAV2-like
Exons: 8
Coding region: 110-1045 (311 amino acids)
Biological process (GO): proteolysis
Cellular component (GO): membrane
Molecular function (GO): palmitoyl-(protein) hydrolase activity; serine-type peptidase activity
Source: RefSeq, a predicted model, not a curated record